Molecule: messenger RNA, 4576 nt
Organism: Haliaeetus leucocephalus (bald eagle)
Lineage: Eukaryota; Metazoa; Chordata; Aves; Accipitriformes; Accipitridae
Gene: SLC43A2
Product: solute carrier family 43 (amino acid system L transporter), member 2
Exons: 13
Coding region: 399-2087 (562 amino acids)
Biological process (GO): neutral amino acid transport; transmembrane transport
Molecular function (GO): L-amino acid transmembrane transporter activity; neutral L-amino acid transmembrane transporter activity
Source: RefSeq, a predicted model, not a curated record
UCUUACAAGUGGGCCGCCUGCCUCGUACAGGUGAUGGGGGAGCGGGCUCCAGGCAGUUGAUAUUUGCUGCGUUUUCAUACCUGUUGCUCGGGAAGUGGAACAGAGUCCUUGAACGCUCCUCUGUCGCGUGGUGUGUGCGCUGGAGGGGCUGUUCCAAGGGCACCUGUGCUCCCCCAUCCCUCCAGGUUACUUGGCAAGCUGGUACCUGCAAAAACGGGUUUUACACCUGAGUGCCUUGCAUUCAGCAGGCGGGUUUGCUUGCGUUCCAGUAGAGAGAUCUCUUAAGCCAUGCGUUUUUGCACUCUCUGAGCAGCACGUGCUGUGUCUGUGGACUCGCUGGAUGUUGUUCUGAUCCCUGCAGGUUGACACUCUGAACGAGGCCAUCUUCCCACGCAGCAAUGGCACCCACGCUUGCUACCGCCCAUCGCCGGCGCUGGUGGAUGGCAUUCACAGCCAUCAUUGAGAACCUGCUCUUCUCUGCUGUCCUGCUGGGCUGGGGGUCCCUCCUCAUCAUGCUGAAGGCAGAAGGGUUUUAUUCCUACCUGUGCCACGAGUCAGAAAACACCACCAGUAGUCCUGAACACAAGAACAGCACAGCUCCAGAGCACAAAUGGCCUUCCUGCAACGCCCAGGAUGAAAUGCUGAAUUUGGCCUUUACCGUUGGGUCCUUCCUGCUCAGUGCGAUCACGCUGCCCCUAGGAAUUGUCAUGGACAAGUACGGCCCUCGCAAGCUGCGGCUGCUUGGCAGUGCCUGCUUUGCUGUGUCCUGUGUGCUGAUUGCGUACGGUGCCAGUAACCCAGACUCUCUGUCUGUGCUGAUAUUCAUUGCGCUGGCUCUGAAUGGCUUUGGUGGGAUGUGCAUGACCUUCACAUCGCUUACGCUGCCCAACAUGUUUGGUGACCUUCGUUCCACGUUCAUUGCUCUGAUGAUUGGCUCCUAUGCUUCCUCUGCUGUGACUUUUCCAGGAAUCAAGGUUAUAUAUGACUUUGGGGUCUCCUUCAUCCUUAUUCUGCUUGUCUGGGCAAGCUGUGCAGGACUAGUUUUCCUCAAUUGUUUCUUCAACUGGCCACUGGAGCCUUUCCCAGGACCAGAAGACAUGGACUAUUCGGUGAAAAUAAAGUUCAGCUGGCUGGGAUUUGACCACAAAAUCACUGGGAAACAGUUUUACAAGCAAGUAACAACUGUGGGGCGCCGUCUCAGCGUGGGGAGCUCCAUGAAGGGCCCCAAAGAGCCAGCAGCCUUGCAAGAGAACAACAAGCUCUGUCUGUCUACGGUGGACCUAGAAGUGAAGUGCCAACCUGACAACACAGCUUCUCCCUCCUUCAUGAAGAGCGUCUUCAGUCCUAUUUUGUUGCUCAGCCUUAUCACCAUGUGUGUCACUCAGCUGCGGCUCAUCUUCUACAUGGGAGCUAUGAAUACCAUGCUUGAGUUUCUGUCUGGAGAUGAAGAUCAAGUGGCUCUCUACACUUCUAUUUUUGGGGUAUUGCAACUGCUGUGCUUGCUGACAGCGCCUGUGAUCGGGUACAUCAUGGAUUGGCGACUGAAAGAAUGCAACGAUGGCUCGGAAGAGAAUGAGGAGAGCAACGCUGAGCAAAGUGACAAGAAAAAGAAAAAGCGUGAUCGUCAGAUCCAGAAAAUCACCAAUGCCACCAAUGCCUUUGCAUUCACAAAUGUCCUGCUGGUUGGAUUUGGAAUCACCUGUCUUAUUCCUAAUCUACCGUUGCAGAUUCUUUCCUUCAUUUUGCACACAAUCGUGAGAGGAUUCAUCCACUCAGCUGUGGGAGGCCUCUAUGCAGCUGUAUACCCCUCCACGCAAUUUGGCAGCUUGACAGGGUUGCAGUCGUUGAUCAGUGCCCUUUUCGCCCUUCUGCAGCAGCCUCUUUUUAUGGCGUUGACGGGACCUUUGGAAGGAGACCCUCUCUGGCUGAACGUUGGCUUGCUUGGUGUGAGCCUCCUGGGUUUCUGCCUUCCAAUCUACCUGGUCUGCUACAGACGCAGGCUAGAGAGAGAAAAAAAACAGAAGAUGGAUGAUGCCAAACUUUUCUUCAAAAUCAAUGGCACUCCCAAUGAGGAAGCCUUUGUUUAAACUGGUGCUUCAAAUACAACCUCCCCUGUACAGGUUCCUACCACAUCUGUGGGUUCUACCUGUGGUGUAAGCCAGGCUUUUUCUCUCCUGGCUCUGCCAGUCUUUGCUCCUCACUGGAGUGAGGGCUGGACAUCAUGACUGAGCUUUCCUCAGAUAUACAGCAGGAGGAGACUUCCUUCUCCUUACUCCAGAACACGGGACACUUUUCCUUUUUAUAAAGGCCAUGCAGAUAUUGUGUCUUAAAUUAUCCCCUGAUCACACUCUCCAGCAGCAGAGUCUCCGCAUAGGAGAUUGGAGAGAGAAGGAAUAGAGGGAUGGGGGAAGGGGGAAGAAAGACCAUAAUUUGAGUUUGCAAAUGUAAUGUGCUGAAGUCUGUUUUCUCCCCCUCUUCCCCCAACCUUGGCUGACAUUGUCUCAGAUGGAAGCUGCACUCUCCUCCCUCCCUGUGGCUUCAUAAUGGUCUUUCUGCUUGAUGUGUAGAUGGACCUAGUGGUUUUACUGUCUAUCCAGACGUAUCCCAGACUGUUUCUGAGGCAGGGAAGGGGAUUUUAUUCCUAUGUGUAUGAGCACAGCUUCAGUGUAUUGCUAAAUGUUGGCUGCUAGCACUGACAGCUCCCAAACCUUUUAUUACUGCAAAUGACACAGACCGUGAGCAAUGGAUCUGCCUUCCACACUGAAAUGAAGAGCCUAGUGGACUGCUUGGUCGUUGACCAAGCCUUCAGAGGCCUGGAAUUCCUCUUCUUCCCGGCCUGCAAACCACCUGUAUGUGUUUUAAACUGUCUGCAGUCCUGGAACCUUUGAGAUAGGAAGUGGAUCUUGUUUACCGAUGAAGUGCUUUGAGACUUUGCCUUUUGACUCUUCUUCCCUCCGACAUGACCCUGGGAGGGGAGCAGCAGCGUGUGUUUAGUAAAGUGGAGAAGCUUCUUCAAGCUGAGUUCUGGGGCUCCAAACACCUUGGUGUUCACAUGUCGUGAGCUGACUUGCUGUUGAAAAGAAUCAAGGGUGCAGAACACUCCUUUGUGUCUGGUAACUGGAUCCUGUGGACAUAUGGCAGGGUGAUGUGGUGAUGUAAUUUUCCCCUAGCCAUAGUUUAUUUACAUUGUUCUGAUAACAGCCCCCAAGCUGCUGAACACCAGGUUACUGUGACUGACCAAAAAGCUGCCGGUUUGGCUGUAUUAGGAGCCUUCUAUGAUGUUGAUGCUCUGUCUGGACAGAGUACGUGGCGAUUGAUUGUAUGGUAAAGCUGACUUACAGAGCAAUACAUGUGGGUAAAGGUGCCCCAGGCCUGUUCACCAUGGAGGGACUACAAAGGGAAUUCUUAACCUGCUUAUUUUUAUAGACAUCUUAUUCCUAAGUCUUGUCUAAAGUCAACUUUUCUGCCCUUAACUUUCUUGUUGAGGUCGGUAGCUCAGCCUCCAUAGCCUUGUGACUAGCGUUAACCACUGCGCCAUUUGGAGCUGCUCAAAGCAGGACUGUGCAGCUUUGAGGAUGAACAUCACCAGUGGGUCUGCAGCAGCAUGUGUGCUGGGUUGAGCUAGUGGCUGCAGGAAGGUUGGGGGCAGAAAUAAAGCAGUUAUGAAGACGUAGUGGUGGUGCUUUCUGAACUGCCAGCUGCUGCAUUACUGCAAAGCCUGGCGGGGGGUAAGUAAUUCAUCUUCUUUAUGUCUGGUCGGAAAAGUACAAGACUCAAUCACUGCCCUGUUAGCUCGAAGCUGGGGAUUAGAAACAAUAGUGCACUCGGACCUUCCUGUGAGAAAUUACCUGGAAAUUGGGUGUUAACUUGCUUUACUGAUGGCUUGAAGCAUGCACAUGCUCAGCCCAGCCAGGCCUUCACCUUCCCUAAAUAGCAAGCUUGGUGACCUCCUGCACAGAGCCUCGGCAGGACCGCUGGAAGCCUUGCGGAGUCCCUCGCUGGUGGCCUUGCCAGCCCUGGAUGACGAGGCAGCUUUGUGGGACAGCAGCGCCAUCUCGAGUCACUGCUUCCAGCCAGCCUCCUGCGGACGGUUCAGCUGCCACUCUGCUCCAUGGUACCUUUUAGUCUUCAGUCACUCGUUUGGAAAUGACUUGCCACUUGAGUAUUUUACACAUUUGUGGAAUUUUUUUAAUGUGUUGCCUUUAUUAAAUGUGUUUGUUCCAAGACAGCUUUACUGCCUGCUGUCAACACUUUACUCUUCUAGAACUUCUCGUCUUUUGUUGGCCUCUAGCUUUGGUGACGAUUUAGUGAUGUUUCCAGCUUUUGUUUCUUUUGUGUUGAGCAAUAAUUGAGGGGGCAGAGUUUGAAUUCAUUUUCCUGUUCACCUGGCAUUGUCUCAAGUAAAUACAUGUUCAGAGACCCACCAGCAGUAGUACAGCUUGCCUAGAUUUCCAGAGGGCUUACUGCAGAUUUAUGCAUUUCAUAUUACUAUACUUUCUCCUAAAUAUUUUGAGAAGAUUCCUACUUUUGCUCCGAGGUAUUUGUGACAUGACAAUGACAGAUUAAUUAUCUUUUU